UUCAGUUGCGUUCUUUCUUUCGGUUUAAUUAGACGUUUCAUUUGUGUUUGCUACAAUUCGUUCGCACGUCCGCAUGUUCUUAAUAUAUACAUAUUCAAGUAGUAAUAUGUAGUAGCAAUCGCAUAUAUGUACAACACAUGCAUAUAUGAAAAAUCGUAUGUACGCCGUGUUUUUGUUUUUGUUGCAUUCGAAUACAUUGUCCGCAAAUCAUUAAAGUAGAAUUUUUCAAAAACAAAAAAAAAAACAAUACUUAUGAUUUCGUGUCGGUCGCGUUUUUAUGAUUGUUCAGUGUAAAUGUCUUUGUUUUUAUGAGAUUGCCCAAAAAUUUUAUUGCUUGGCAAUUUUGAAUUUCAUCUGCUGAAUGAUGCCGCUGGCCGUUGGCGGCUAAAAGUGUGUGCGGGCAGAGAGUUGUCGCUCAAAAUCAUACCAAUUAAUAUACAUACAUACAUAUACUAUGUAUGAAUGAAACGUGGAAAAGCGCGUGGAAAGUGUUGGUGAAAAACAAAAAUUAAAGUUUGUGAAAAAAAGUAAAAAAUAAAAUUUUAUAAAAAUAACACAGCUGCAUGCUGUAUGGAUGGACUCAACGUCGUCGCACAAGUGAAACACAAAUAUCGUAAAUAAAUACACACAUACACAUGACUGUUUGCAACUGUUUGUGCAAAGGGUUUGCCAGCGUGACGUCUUUUCUGUUUACAUAGCAGCGCACUUAUCAGCACAAACCGGAACCCAAGUCGUCGAUAAGAUGGAUAUAAACGCUACCAAUGUGAUUAGUCAAAUAUAAACCAAAGAAGACUGAACAAAAAAAAAAAAAAACAAAUAUAAAAAGAUAAACAAAACAAAUAGAACACUGAUAAAGUCAAACUAAAAGAAAACAACAGCAAUACGACAUACUUAAAACUACCAAAAAAUUACAAAAAAGUAUAGAAAAAAUACAAAAUUGAAAAAUUACAACAUUAGUACCGUUUACAGACUUGCAACGUUACUGUAAAUACACAACAAAAACGUAGUACGUAACUACCAAAUUACAAUAACAACCAAAAAAGUAAAAAAGUAACGAAACCAAAAAUUAGUCUAAAACAACCAAACGAACAAACAAAAAUAUUUUUCAAAAAUAAAAGAAGAAGCAGCAGCAGCACCAAAAAUAUAUAGACAAUCAACAAUAAAUCACUAAAAAUGUCGGGCAUAUUUCGUACGCAUUCAUUGAACAGCACCAGUCAUUCAACGCCGCAGAAACGCUACUCCUUUGGCGCUUUUUGCACGAGUCCGAGCACACUGAAGGAUGUAACAAUGGAGCAUUCAUAUGGUGUUGGUUUUCCAUGUGUCAGCCUACAGGGUCAAGGCACGACCUCACCGCCGGUACGGGGUCGCUCUGUGCGUGAAUUCGAAGAGCAAAUGGCAUCGCUGCACAAGGAGAAUUUUAAUUUAAAGCUGCGUUUAUAUUUUCUCGAGGAAAGUGUGCCUGGUUAUCAUCAAGCGAAUGCCGAUGGUCAUGAAUCGCUUAUGAAGCAGCUGAUUGAAACAAAGGUUGAGAUUGAAAUUUUACGUAAGGAACUCGAGCAGAAACAGGAGUUACUAAAGGAAGCUGCACAGGCCAUGAAUCACAUGGAGGAGAUACAGAAAGAAACUGAGACAAAGGGGCAGGCUUUUAUUGAGGAACUCAAGCAGAAGAUACAGUUUUUGGAAAUGGAACGCGAUUUGGAUAAGACUCAUCAAAGCGGUUUUAUGAAUGAUUUGCUGGGACAUUCAGAGAUUUCGGAAAAUGUCAAUACUUUACAAAAAAUACGUGAACUCGAGGGCAUGGUCACACAGUCCGAGGAUAAAAUAAAAUCAAUGCAGACACAAAAUAACAAAUUCGAAGAACUUAUUGCGAAGCGUGAUGAGACAAUCAAGGAAUAUGAGGAGAAAGUGAAGGAAUUGGCUUUCCAAAAUGCUGAACUCUUGGAAAUGAUGGAAAACAAGGAAAAGGAUAUGGCCAAUGUUGAGCGCGAAUUGAAGGAAAAGAAGAUCGCAUUGGCUGAUAAACUCUGUGAGUUGGACGAUACUCAACAGGAGUUGCAGAAGCUGCGCAAGAGCUAUGACACCGCUUGUCGUACGCUGCAACAGCUGUUGCAACGCGAGAAGAAUCAACAACAAGAUGGCGGCGUCAAUCGUGCGUUGAGCGACUCAGAGGCGCUGCAACAACAUUUGCAGAAAUGCGAACAUGAAAAUACGAUUAAGAAUCUGGAAGCCGAAGUCAAGAAGAAGACUGCUGCCUUGCAGAAUCUCGUCAACAAUGAACUUUGGCAAAAGAAUCGCGAAAUUGAGCGCCUCACAAAACUGGUGAAUGCCAAUACAACAUCACCACUCUCGCCAACUGCCGCGCGCAAGAAUCUCGAGUCCCUGCAAUUGCAACAAUCUUUCACAGAAAGUGAUUACGCCAAAGCCAUGGAGCACAAUAAACUACUGCAACGUAAAGUGGAUGUUUUGAAUCAGCGUUUGCUCAGUGGACGUAGCAAUGAGGCGCUGAUCGAAGAAUUGCGUCAGGAAGCGCGCACAGCACGCGCUGAAGCCGACAAUGCAGAAACCUGCCGACACGCUUAUGCUAAAGUGUUCGGCGCGCUAUCGGAUCGACUCUACGAGUUGGCCGGUUUCCUCAACUCGCUCAUGAAGCACAAGGAGGUUUUGAGCUUCCUGUCAACAGAUCGACGACGUGCCAUGCGCACAGCUGUCGACUGCAGUCUCGACUUGUCGACCAGCAUACGUGAGACGCUGACCACAGGCGAUCAAAGCUUUGAAGGUUUAAGUAAUUUAUCGCGGCUGCUGUUGGAUGAAGACGAGCUGGAAGUUGGACUCGCCAAUAAGACGUUCAAUUCGCAUGAACACCUGCGUGCCCGUCACUCUUUCGAUGUUUUGCGCUCGGAGAAUAAGGCAUUGCGUAAGAUAUUGGAUAGUCGCCGCAGCUGUGGCGGCACUGCGGACUACGCCAAAGAUGCCAAAGACCGACGUUCAUUGCCGCCAUUUUUGUUGGAUAAUCUGAGUGAGUCGGAAGCGUGGUCAGAGCCAGAUCGGCAAGUGUCGAUGGCGCGCAUUGGACUCGAAGAGCAUGCGGCGGCUGCAGCUGCAAAUGUCUCCGCGACCGCGAAGGACGCGAUAAGCAAGCAAACAGCGCCUUCAGCCGACACCGACAGCGAGAGCGAAAGUGAUGCGCUGCAGCAGAGCCGUACAACAAAAUUACGCAAUCAGGAGCGCAUUGUACAGCUGGAGAAGCUGAUUGCACAGCGCGAUGAGCGCAUUCUGAUGGUCCAAUUCCAGCUGGUCGAGGCUGAUAAUAAUUUGAAGAAGGAGUCGCUACGUGCCAUAUCGCUGACGCAAGAAGUAGAACAGUUGCGUCAACGCAACGAAGAGUUAAUAACCGACCUCAUUGCGAUCGGCAGUGAGCAGUCAAGGGACAGCACCGCUGCCACGAACACCACGCUGCACAACAAAUCGGUAAUUCAACGACAGAUCGACGAAAAAACACGCGCCGUCGAACAAUUGCAGGAGGAGCGCGAUCGCAUCGCUGUGGAGGCGCGUCUCGCCGAAGUGCAAGUGGGCGCGCUGAAGGCCGAUAUCGAGGAUAUCAAGCAGAAAUAUGAAAUACAAUUGAAGUUAGCCAACGAUAAAGAGCGUCAGCGCUUGGAUACGCUUAAGCGUGAAUUGGAGGAGCUCAUGCAGCAACGCCUAAAGGAGCAAGAGCGCAUACACAAGGACACGUUGGCGCGUGAAUGGAUUGCGCGCACCACCUACGAAGAAUGCAAAGCGCACCUAACCGAGCUGCAAACACAAUACGUUGAAGCACAACGCACCAUCGACUAUCUGACCGACAACGAGCAGGAUCUCAAACAAACGCUGAUCACUAGCGAAAUGGAAGUGCGUAGUCUCAAAAAGCAAUUGGACGACAGCGUGCUACAGGCAUCCAAGUUCGUUGGCGAACGCACAAAACUAUACAAUGAGAAAUUACAGCUGGAGAAACGCGUAAUGGAUCUGCAACAACAGCUGAGCAACGCUGAAAUACAGCAUACAACAACAAUACAACGUGUCACAGAGCUUGAGGCGCUGCAACAAACAUUAACCGAGCAAUUGUUGCAAGCGCAAACCGCCUUGGCAACUAAACGUCUCAACGCCAGCGAUGCCUCACAAUCGGGUUAUGCUUCGGACGAAGUGCAGAAGUCGAGUACGAAACGCGAAAGCAAUUCGUCACCCGAUUUGGGUAUACACAGCGAUACGGGACGUGUGUCCAGUGUGGAAUUGUCUAAUCUGCAACACUCGCUGCUAAAGACUGUGCCCCUGCCGAGCGGUGGUGAGAAGGUCAGCAAGGAAGAAAUCAAAUACAGCCUGCAAGAUAAGAGCAACAUGAAUGCACUAGUGAGCAAGCGUGCACAGCACAGCUCAUCCUCUGAUCUGGGUAUUGAGAGCGAUACGGGACGCAUGUCUAGCAUGGAUAUCAAAAAUGAAUCCCCAACCCGUACGGACACGGAUGACAGCAACACCGAGAACAAGAUGAGUGUGGCGAAUGUGAAUACGAGUGCUACCGCCACCGUCGCCGCUGGCACCCAUCCCAUACACGACUGCAUUAAGGUAGAACAAGAAAAUGCCGAAUUGCGACGCAAACUCGUACAGACGAAGCGCGCAUUCGAAGAGACAUAUAAGAAAUUGCACAUUGCCAAUCAGCGUAAAGAAACCUUCCAGAAAGAGAUUAAAGAUCAAAUAGUAAAAACGAAAAAUGUACUAAAAUAUGCGCGCUUACAUAUGUCGAAAGUGCAGCAACCUAAUGUCGCACAACAAGAACAACAACAUCAUCAUCAUCAUCAAAUAGAAGCACUUGAGCAAGAAACACCACAACAACAAAACAAACAUCAGCAACAGCAACACCAACAACGUAACGUAACAAAUGUUGAUGGCGCUAGCACGUCCAAAUCAAGUAGUGAUGCACGACAUUAAUGUGUUGUUGUUAUUGUUUUUGGCUAGUCUAAUGUUUGUCUAAUGCACAAACACACAGAGAGAGAUUACUAAACUAAAUUAGCGCGCAAAAUGAAUAUAUCUUAAGUGAUAUGUACAAUAACAAAAAAAAGCACAUGCAAACAAUUAAUUGCAAUUGCACCCACAUCACAUUAACCACACGCACACACACGCACACAUAUUUACUUUACUUAUAUGCUAAUUUAGACAAAUAUUAGUUUUUAUUUACCACCUAUUUGCUUAGUUUAUAAGCUCAUUUUUUAGAUUUUAAGCAAUUUACCCUUACUAUACUAUAUUCAAUAGAUAAAGACAAUUAUUUUUUGUUAUUGUUUUUUUUGUUUUCACUUUUGCUAUUCAGCCCUAUUCACAAUGUAUGUAUUUAUUAGAAUUUGUUGUAUGUUUGUAUACAUGGUAUUCGCGCAUAAUUUUAAUUAAUUUAAGUAUUUUACUUCAUAUUUCCAUUUGUAACACAUACACGCUCUUACAUAUAUACACCUAGUUAUAUUAAUUAAAUGUCCACAAAAGUUAGUUUAUAUUUGUAAUAUUAUUUUUAGUAUAUAUUUUUCCUUAAUUGAUUUAAGUUUUCGAAUUAAUUUUAUAAUAAUAAUUAAUGUAAUUUGCCUGUUCGCGAGCUUUGCAAUUUUUUGCUCAAAAAAUUAUUUUAUUUAAUAAAAAAAUUAUAACUGUUUUUGAAACAUUUUGGUCUUUAAGUGAAUGAAGCCUAGUAAUGUUUAGAAAAAUUAUUAUUUUUUAUAUUAUUAUUAUUUUUUUUUUUUUGAUAAAAAAUUGCGUAUGCUUACAAAACAUAUCUUUUUUUUUAUUAAAUAUUUUCUUUAUAAAAAUCUAAAAACUAGGAAAAAAUUAAUCGUUUUCUUCAUACGAAACUAAAAACCAGAAAAAACAGUUUCGAUACUUCGCAGUUUUGCAGUUUUAGUUACAAAUCCUAACGUGUGCCAUUUUCACCGUUAACACAAAAAUAACGGGCCAUAUUUUUUAAGCACUUAUAAAAAUAAUUUGCAAAAAUAGACAAAAAUGAAUAAUAAUAUUAUACACAAAAAAUAUAUAUUAAAACAAGUUCAUUUACUAAAAAUAUUCAUCGAAAACACACCUCAUUUCCAAUGCCAUUAAUUUAGUCUUGUUAAUUAGCAUGUACUCUGUCAUGCAUACUUCACAUAUGAAUAUAAUAGUAAUUUUAAUAUGUUAGUGUUUAAAACUAAAUUUUUAAGUAUGUUAAUAAACCCUGCUAAAAGACUUAAAUACUAAAUAAAAGAUAUAUCUUUAUAUGGAAAAACUUAAUUUGAAGCAAAUUUUAUUUUAACAAUUUUUAGUUUUAUUUUAUUUAAUUUUUUUUAUUCUUUAUUUUUAUUAAUAUAAUAAUUAUAUUAAUUUAUUUUGAUUAUAAUUUUUGAUUAUUAUAAUUAUAUUAAUUUUUAUUAAAUUUUUUUAAGCAUAAUUAUUUUUUUGAAAUAUCUUUUCCGGAUUUUAUAUAUUUUUAAUUUUUUAUUCAUCAAUUAAUUAUUUUAUUGUUAUUUAUAUCUCUUAUGACUUGUUAUUUUUGUUUAUUAUAUUUUAUUUACAAUAAUUAAUUAAUUUAUAAACAAUUGAGCAUACAAAAUUAUUUUUUUUAUUUCAUAUUUUUAUUAUUUAAACAUUUUAUAUUUUUUAUCAAUUAACCACAAAUUCUCUUUUACUUUUCUUGCAUGUUUUUUUAUUACUUAUUUAUUUUUUUAUAGUAAAUAUUUUAUUUUUACUCGAUUAAUUCUUAUGCAGGCAUAAUAAUAUGUGAAUGUGAAGAAACCCCAGAAUGUUGCUAACAAACUCUUUUCAAGCAUUUUAUAAAUAAUUUAUGUAAAAAGCCUGUUCGAUAAACUCACUAACAGCUCUGCAGAUAGCUACUAUCAUGUAAAUAAAUGCUGAAAUACAAAAAUUUAAAUUAUUAAAUCAGUUAAUAAAAAUCAGCGUUUAGUAGUUUUAUAACAAAAACAACAACAAUUUAACUUGACUCACAAAUUUAAUCUGCCAAAAGUUUAACAACCGAGUCCAUUGGAACUAAAGAAAUUGCAAAACUUCAGUUGUGCACUCAUCAACAAUGUUGCCAGCCACAUGUUUCUAGACUCAUAUAUGUUUAUUUUUAAUGCGUGCUACUAUCAGCUCUUUAAAGUAUUUACGAUUUAUUAACCAUUAUUAACCUUUUUAAUUAAUACUGAA
Molecule: messenger RNA, 7185 nt
Organism: Zeugodacus cucurbitae (melon fly)
Lineage: Eukaryota; Metazoa; Arthropoda; Insecta; Diptera; Tephritidae
Gene: cnn
Product: centrosomin
Exons: 11
Coding region: 1174-4959 (1261 amino acids)
Biological process (GO): microtubule bundle formation; positive regulation of microtubule polymerization; negative regulation of centriole replication
Cellular component (GO): microtubule plus-end; pericentriolar material; perinuclear region of cytoplasm
Molecular function (GO): protein kinase binding; transcription cis-regulatory region binding; calmodulin binding
Source: RefSeq, a predicted model, not a curated record